UUAGAAGAAAAACGGAGAGGCUCAUGUGUUAUGUGGACAGAACCACGCACACAGACUGGCGUGCCGACUCCCGAAUGACAAGGAUCAGCGCCUUAAGGUCGGGACUUUUCCAUUCAUUUGCACUGACAGCCAAGCAAAGUGACACAGACAUUGUAAGCGCCUUUGCCCUUUUAUCAGCUUCUGAAUGGAAUGGUAUUUUGUUUUUUUUCUACUCAACUUAUUUUUUGUUUUCUUUUCAUCCCGUAUUUGGGAAAUUAGUUUGCCAUUAUAAUUCUGCUGGCUCCAGCCAUAAUUCUACUUUGUCUACUUUUUUCCAUAAUUUUACCAGGCAGACACUCGCAUAAGAACGCUUUCAUUACAGUUUAUUUUUGAACUGGAAGACUAUUUUCGGGAUUUUGGCUGGAGAUCACGGUGGCACCAACGACAUGGGGCUUGUGGUUUGGAUGUGCUGGCUGCUGGCUCUCCCACUACUUCAGUCUGCCAAAAUCCUAACGGUCUGCCUAAUUGGAGGAAGCCACUACUUGUUACUUGACGAGAUCUCCCAUAACUUCCACCUCCAUGGCCAUGAGGUUCGCAUGCUCCUGCAACUGGACAACCCUGCCAUCACAGGUUUGUCCUAUGCCGGCCGCAAUGGCAGCUACCAGACCAGCACUUGGUCCCCAGGAGAGGAUUACAUUAAACAAUACAACGGGUGGUUCUUGGAACAGCAAGCACAAUUUUUACUGGGCCGGGACAGCUUUAAUGGCUUUUUGAAUUUCAUGGGUCACCUUUCUUAUCAGUGCGACAAGCUCUUAGGGGACAGCGAUCAAAUCACAUUCCUCCGGGAGCAGCAAUAUGACAUCGCUAUCCUGGAUGCUUUUAAUCCCUGCUCCUUCAUCAUAGCCCACAAACUUGGUGUGCCCUACAUCGCCUUCUAUCCAGGCUCUCUGAACGGCCCCCUUGCCAUUGCCAUCCCUGCCUCCAUCUCCUCAGUACCAGCUUGCAGCUCCCAGUUGUCGGACCGCAUGGACCUCUGGGAUCGUGCAAAGAACUUGGUCUACUCUCUCCUCAAUGCUGUUGGUCAGAAAAUCGUAUGGUCCAUUUUCAAGGAUGUAGCCGAGCGUCACUUGGACUCAGGAUCCCCGCCUGGUGGCCUGGAUGAGUUCCACCAGAAGGCGGAACUCUGGGCCUUCAACACCGACUUUUCCCUGGAGUUCCCGCAGCCGCUAUCGCCUGCCACCGUGUUGACGGGGGGGCUCCUCAAUAAACCUGCUGAACCUCUGGAACAGGACCUUGACUCGUGGAUCUCCAGUUUUGGAGAGUCUGGUUUCAUCAUUGUGACCUUGGGAUCCAUGGUCUCUUCUGUGUCUGUGGACCUGCUUCUGGUGGAGCUGGUGGAUGCCUUCUCCAUGAUCCCUCAGGGUGUGAUCUGGAGGUACGACCGUAAGCUUUGGCCGCCUCAUCUGAGUAAACCUUCCAAUCUCCUCCUUGUGGACUGGCUGCCUCUUAAUGACUUGCUAGGACACGGCACGGUGCGCCUCUUCAUCACCCACGGAGGUCAGAACAGUCUUCUUCAGGCCGUGUAUCACGCUGUUCCCGUGCUUGGCAUCCCCCUGUUUGGAGAUCAGUUUGACAAUGUGGUGAGAGCUGAAGCAAAGGGCCUGGGCCUUGUCAUCAGCCCUACGCGAAUUACCAGCAAGCUCCUUAGCUCCACCAUCCAAAACGUCAUACGGAAUGUCAGUUUCAAGUCGGCAGCUUUGUCCCUCAGCCGCAUCCACAGAUCGCACCCCGUGCCCCCCGCGCUUCGACUUGUGCAGUGGGUGGAGCACAUCCUGCACAGCGGAGGGGGAGCUCACCUAAAGCAGGCGUCAUUGCAGCAGUGGUGGUACCAGAAAUGCCUACUGGACCUACUUUUGAUCAUCCUCAUGGGUCUUACCGGGUCAGUUCUUCUCUGCUGGAUUUUCUGCAAGAGCAAGACGAGCAAAGGUGACAGCAAGAAAACACAAUAGGACAUAUGAUGGAUGGAAUGUUGACUUGGAAAUGGCUUGCUCCCUCAGGUCAGACCAGAAAAAAAAAAAUUCAACGUACAGAUAGCAGAUUAAUCAAUUUACAAUAAUACAAUAAUGAAAUAUUUGUGCUUUGUUUCUUCCCACCACUGGACACAGACAUCGUUGUACUGUAAUGCUGAAUUGUCCCACACCUCCAUGCUGCUUUGACCCGACUGUGCUACAAGCAGGGGGCACCAGUGUGCACCAUUGUUUACGUGUGUGUGCAUAUGAGUUUGGAUGACGGUCGGGUCUGGUGGCUAGUUGGCCUAGAGGCUCUUCUUUUGCCACCCACCCACACCUGCAGGCCUCAACUCCAACCCCUGCGGUCUUUCCUGCUUGUUGGCACAGUCUGCUUCCCACUCCUACACAAGGCCCAGCAAUGUUCACGGUCAGCGCUCACUCCACAGUGGAGAGCAGAAAAGGUCUCGGAGGACCUCUCUCCCCUCCUCUUUCUCUGCCCUUCUUCCCACCCCUUACAUCUGUGUUGGGGUGGGGGGGUUGAGAUAAAUUAGCAAGAGAAAAAAAUGACCAAUUAGAACGGCAUGUUCUCGCUCCCCCCAUUCAGCUGUCCAAUCCUUCAUGCCAUCGCUUCCUUUCAUUUGUCUGGCAGUUGCAGGUGCCAGUAUGUCUUCCUCUGCCUCGCACGCAAUCCCAAGUGGGCCGGGCAAAAUGGGCCCAGGCAUAAUAUAACAGCAAGCGGGGAGACAGAUAAUAAUGGCAAAGGAGAAAAAAAAACACAAAAGAUGAAAUGGCAAUGAAGCAGAAGAGGAAUGAAAGCAAACAAAUUAGACAAGAGGAGGGGAAGAAUCUGACAAGCUGUUGGCACGAAAUGUUAAAAGAAGAAAAACAAUACAAUUCACGCAAUUAAACAACACUUUCACAUGUUCAUAAUCUGCUGCUUUACACAUACUAUAUAUAAAGUCAGAGUGGUAAUGUGCAGUGUUUCAUUGCAACACAGCCACACUUUAAUGCAAUAGUGGAAUUUGCCCUCCUUAUAUUAAACUAAUUGAAAUGUCACGCCACAGAGAAGAAUGUUGUGCAUUAGUGUUUGUGUUAGAGUAGGGAAACAUUUUCAAAACGGCGGCUCUCCAGGACGGGAGUAUCCUACCCCUGAUUUGAAGGAUAAACUGCACACGUGUUUUGCUUUUUAUUUUAUUUUUCAGUACACGGUUAUCAUUUAUCAACAUUUAUAUGACGAUUAAUUCAAGAAUGUUAAAAAGGGACGUGAAAGAUUGUCUGUUCAGUUAAUAUGUCUCAACACUUUUGUCUAUUUGAGAACAUGUAAACUCCACUUUAGCCGGGAUUCGAACUCAGAAUCUUGGCGUCGUUAUGAACUUAAUCCCGAAUGAUGGGGGGGUUAUAGCGCCAUCUAACGGAGUAGAGUGUGUGCUCCUAGUAAAUGACUUUACAAGUGUCGGAUAUUGGCUUUAACUUAACCUACUUCAUGAGUGAGUCUCGAAAAAUGUUUUUUUUUACAAAAUUAUGGAAAAUAGGCAUUCUCCACUAAUAGUUUGCAUUUCUGCCACACCUUUCUGAUUUGUGUUUGAAUUUUAGCUAUGUUCUCUUGUUACUCCAACAUACCAAAAACGUGUAUUUUUAUUGCCCAUCGGUGUAAA
Molecule: messenger RNA, 3643 nt
Organism: Syngnathus typhle (broad-nosed pipefish)
Lineage: Eukaryota; Metazoa; Chordata; Actinopteri; Syngnathiformes; Syngnathidae
Product: UDP-glucuronosyltransferase 3A1-like
Exons: 10
Coding region: 426-1988 (520 amino acids)
Molecular function (GO): UDP-glycosyltransferase activity
Source: RefSeq, a predicted model, not a curated record